Messenger RNA from Cyclocybe aegerita, 1692 nucleotides. The record is from the annotation of a GenBank genome assembly. Lineage: Eukaryota; Fungi; Basidiomycota; Agaricomycetes; Agaricales; Hemipholiotaceae.
UGAGCUUGGACAAGAACCUAUUUACCCUCUUCUUCACGCCCCACAAGGAUAACCAGAAUGUCAUCGAUCUCGUCGAUCCGUCAGGAACCAUCCAUUAUCGCAAGCAGAGGUCGCCGGGAGAGCACUACAAAAUCGAGGUGUAUGGUCCCAUGUCAGAGUCUCUAUUAGCAACUGCCUCUGCGCCUUCUGCCGCAAGUAAGGUCAAGACAAUAGAGCUAUGCAAUCCGACCUCUGUCGUUGAGCUCAAACACACGGGAACCCUUUCAUUCCGUUGGUCUUUCAAAUGGGAGGAGCAUGAAUUCGAAUGGAAGCGAGAAGAAUGCUUUAUGAUACGCAAACCAGAUCCUCCCGUAAUCAUCGCCGUCACGAAGGAACCAACCGGUCGACUGAGGACAACAUCCGUUCAGAUUCUGGACUAUAACCUCAAUAGGUUUGACAUCGACGACCGGAAAGGAUUAGAGAUUACAGUCCUUACUGCCCUUCUGACGUUCCAAGACGCGAAUGAGGCGUAUCAUACCCCGGAAGCGAGCACAGCAUCUUCGAGCAACCCGCUUAGCCGAACGACUUCCAGCCCUGCGAAUGUUCCCCCCUCUCCAGCCGGGAAUGCUCCUCCACCACCACCGCCGAAACCUGCCCCUAAAACUGGUAUCGACAGAAUAGCAGAACUGCAAGCAAUCAAAGGGGAAUACAAUGAAAUCAUCGUCAGCGAAGAAGGAACUGUUCAGGACUAUGCAACCUACUGCACGAAAAUGCUCGAGGAUGAUGCUAUGCUGUUCAUAUCAGUGAAAUCCGCAGAAGCUGAGCAAGUCCCAAAGGUCCUCCAGGUCGUGGAAGAAACCAAGCGGAUACGGUAUAAAGCAGGUCUAUCGGAGGAGGAAGAACUGCACCAAUAUGUUUUGUACGACCAACAAGAGCAAAAGAAGGGACCGAGGAUCAUUAACCUUGAUGAUCAGCCAAAGAAUAAAUACGAGCCACCCAAGAACCUUACAGUCCACUUGAGCAAAAUCUCGAUGCCUGAGCUCCAACCCAAAGCUCACGGGAACGACAAAUCGCCCAAAGACUCCAAGAGGAAGGAGGAGAAAAAGGGCGCCUCCUCAAAACCUCAUCGACCAGCACCUGCCCCACCAGCACCCUCUGUGCCCUUAUCGCAAAACGCGCAUUCCUCGUCGUCCAAUUCACGACCACCCAACAAACUCCAGCGUCCAGGCAGAGAUACAUCACCAAAGCACCGUGUACAUGCCCACCAAAUGCAUCCAAACCAGCCAUCGCCCUCGCCUUCGCAAAUCAACAACCCUUCCAUCUAUGCUGCACCACCUCCUGCAAAGCCUGGAAAUCGUCCCUCGAGCUCGAAUAAUGCGAGACCGACGAGCAUGGUAGUACCGUCCUUCCCUCAACCCCAGACGCCAACCUACGGGAGCUCAUCAUACGGAGCUCCCGGGCCAAGCCUUUACGGCUCGCAUGCAAGACAUUCGUCUGCAUCGCAGGCUCCUUAUGCCCAACCCAACCCUCCGCCUCCGCCGCCUCCGACUACGGUACACGCACCGCAGCCGGUCAAUGCGUCGCAGUCGUCGUUCUCUGCGUUGGGCAUGAAGCCAAUCACAACUGCGAAUGUGAUGCAGGGCGCCUCCACGGUGGUCCAUGGCUUGAUGGAUGCGCUGAACAAAAAUCGGAAUAAGCUGACUACGAAGUAAG